UAUAAGCUUGAUAAGAUGAGUUAAGUGUUUUGUUCCUGUUUGCUGAAUCACAAAUAGCGGAAGGGGUACUUUUGACAUCCCAGUUUAGCUGAUUUUGGCUGAUGGAUGGUCUAGUUUGUUGGCUCUUACUUCUCCUGGCUUUCAGUAUUGAUUGCCAGGAGGAGGAAACUCCUGACCCUGAGCUUCACCCGUUAGAUGGAUGGUAUAAUAAUCUUAUUAACCCAGACUGGGGUGCCGUUGAUACUCAUCUGUUACGGAAAAGUAAAGUUGGUUAUGCUGAUGGAGUAUAUCACAUGGCCGGACCGAUGAGGCCGAAUCCUUUCGAUAUCAGUAGUGCCGCACUUAGAGGACCAAUGGGACUAGGAUCACCAAGAGGAAGAAAUGCUAUGAUUACUUAUUUUGGUCAGCAGGUUGUAGAAGAAAUCAUGGAUUCUCAGAGACCUGGCUGUCCUAGAGAAUUUGAAAAUAUUGAUGUACCUAAGGGUCAUGACCUCUUUGAUACAGAGGGUAAAGGCAAUGUACAGUUACCAUUUAUACGGUCCAGAUAUGACUUCAGAACAGGACAAUCACCUAAUAACCCUAGACAACAGAUAUCUGAAAUAACACCAUUUAUUGACGGUCAGCUAAUGUAUGGACCAGCAAAAGCAUGGACAGAUGCCAUACGGGAAUUCCGUGGAGGACGUCUGAAAGCAUUAGAUGAUAAACCACAUCCUAUAAGCAUGAGUCUACCUGAUAGAAAUAACAUCAGACUACCAUAUGCUAAUCCACCCAAUCCUAGAGAAACAACAAGAGAAACCAGACUCAGAGGGGUUAAUAGAUUUUGGAGACUUGGUAAUCCCAGAGGUUUUGAAAACCCCUUUUUGCUGUCAUUUGGAGUACUUUGGUUCAGAUUACACAACUACUAUGCCAACGAGACUGCCACCAGCAAAGGGUGGACAUCGGAGGAAGAUUUAUUUAAAUUUGAUGAGAGAAUAUUUAAUCAAGCUAGGAAGAUGGUUGUUGGUAUUUAUCAGAAAAUUGUGUUUUAUGAUUGGCUUCCAAGAUGGUUGAAAAUCGAAGCUGAUAAUUCGACGUUUUUCGACAUUAGAGGAAGAAUACCAUAUAGAGGUUAUGACCCAACAGUUCACCCUGGUAUAACACAUGAGUUCCAGACAUCAGCUAUGAGGUUUGGACAUACACUGGUGACACCUGGUUUGUGGAGAAGAGCUGCUCCCAGUAAUGGGAAUCGAUGUCCAUGGAUUCCAAGUAAGGUUAACAUAGCUGGUCAACCAGAAGAGGUUCAUGCUUUAAGAUUGUGCAAUGCCUAUUGGAACUCUCAGGAAUCUGUAACAGAAGAUGUUGAUGCUUUGUUUAGAGGGAUGGCCUCAACCUUAGCAGAACGGGAGGAUAAUAUAAUGGUAGCUGAUUUGGCAGGUGAUGUAUUUGGACCAUUAGAAUUCUCCAGACGUGAUCUAGGUGCAAUAAAUAUUCAGAGAGCACGAGACCAUGGGUUGCCUGAUUAUCAGUCAGUAAGAGAGGCAUUUGGUCUGCCCAGGAUAGAAAGCUUUGAAGCAAUGCAUAAUGGCUCUAUUGAAACAAACGAAAAAGCUAUACAACAAUUAAAAGCAGUAUAUUUAAAUGCUAAUCUCAAUGCCUCAGCACCAGACGAUGUUGAUUUAUUUGUUGGGGGAUUGAUUGAAACCACAUUAGAUGGACCAGGACCAUUGUUUACAGAAAUAACUCUAGAUCAGUUCCGUAGAAUCAGGGAUGGUGAUAGAUUUUGGUAUGAGAAUAGGGAUAAUGGUUUGUUUAGUGAUGCUGAAUUGAAUGUGAUAAAUUCCACAACACUAGGUGAAGUUAUUGCUAAAGUCACCAAUGUCAAGGUUCAAGGUCAGCCAGGUGUCAAUGGUCAAAACAGAGAGGUUCAGCAGGAUGUCUUUAUACACAAUGGAGCCAAUGAUCCAUGUCCUCAACCUGCUCAGUUAAAUAUAAAUACUGCAGUAUCUGUUCCCCCAAACAGUGGGAAUAACCGUACCAUCAUUGAGAACUGUGUACCAUGGCAGACAUAUGACUAUUUUUCUGGCAGUGAAGUGUCGUUUCCUUUGACAUUCCUAGCUGUAGCUCUGUUUAUUCCAGCUACUAUAGGACUGAUGAUAUGUAUGGCUAAAUACAGAGAAAAGAAAUUAGCUAAAGCAAGACAAAGAAUUGUCAAGAGAGAAAAGACCAAGGAACCACACACAUAUCUAGCAAUAGAAUGGGUGGGACCAAAUGAUGGGGAAAGACACGUCAAGAUCAAAUUUGAUGAAAAUAGAAAGAAAAUUCAUGUCAGUGAUCGUCGUGGGAAACCUCUAAGGAUGAUAGAUCUUAGGAGUCAUGGAAGCAAACAAAUAGACAAACUGCAUAUUUGGGUAUCAGAAGAUACAGGAACUGUCAUGUCAGUCAGAACUGAGGGGGAAAUUGAUUUGGUGCUGAAGUUUAGUGAUGCUAUGGACAGACAGGAGUUUAUACAGAAGCUGGAACCUUUCCUCCGGGGCAUUGGAUUAUCACUGCAGAAAAUUAACUUCAAAGAGGAAGUCAUCAAGAAAAAUGCCACUACGAAGGAACAAAGACAAAAAUUACUUGAUAAAUUCUUCAGAAUAAUUUGUCUACAGGCUUUCAAACAUACCAACAUGGAUGCUAUGGAUUUGGGUGUCCUUGACAUUGAAACAUCCAAGCAGAUAGCAGAUAUUCAGCUGACCAGAACAGAAUUUGCAGAAGCUCUUCAACUCAAACCAACAUCACUGUUUGUUCGUAAUAUGUUCGUAUUGGUGGAUGCUGACAAGACUGGAUUUAUUAGCUUUAAAGAAUUCUUGGAUUUCUUUGUUGUUUUGUCUUCAGAUGACGGUGAAGGUAAAGUGGAGUUGAUGUUUAGAAUGUACGAUACAUCUAAACGUGGCGUGUUGACACAGAAACAGUUUGCCUUGAUGAUUAAGUCUCUAUUAGAACUGUCUGAUUCUUCAUUGGAACAGAGACAGCUUGAUCAAUUGGUAACAUCUAUGUACAGGACUGCAGGAGUACAGGAGGGAAGUGACAUGACAUUAGAAAACUUUAAGAAGAUAUUUGCCUCAAAAGAAUACGCUCAUACCCUAGACAAAGCCACUUUAAAUCUUGAUGGAAUAAGUAUGCCAACAAAAGAAGAGGGAACAAGAUCUGGAGCAAGACAGACAUUAAAAGCUAGAGGAUCAACUAUAGUUAGAGGGUAUAAUACCAUGAAACCUGGAACAAAGAAUAUAAGUAUGAAGAGACAGCAGAGUGUGAGUGCCCCAACCAAUUUUGCCGUGUAUCCUAGAACAGCAUUUGGACAGAAGUGGUAUAACUUCUCACAAUGGGUGGCUACAUACCAGUUACAGAUCUUUUGGUUAACACUUUACACACUUGUUUUAAUUGGAGUAUUUUUAGAAAGAGCAUUUUACUAUGCCUUUGAGAGAGAACAUGCGGGACUGAGAAGACUUGCUGGUGAUGGUGUUACUACAACUAGAGGAGCAGCUAGUGCUAUGAUGUUUACUUACUCAACUUUACUCAUCACAAUGAGUCGAAAUAUGAUCACGUUUUUCAGAGAGACAUUUUUACACAGGUUUUUCCCAUGGGAUUCUAUGCAUCUUUUCCACAAGUAUAUUGCUGCUUUGGCUUUAGUUUUCACAAUUUUACAUAUUAUUGGUCAUGGAUUCAAUUUAUACCAUAUCUCUACACAAGCUUCUGGUGAUCUCAACUGUUAUUUCACGGAAUACUUCAGAGCUACUGAUGUAUUAGCCUCAUUCCAUUAUUGGACUUACGGAACAAUAACAGGUUUAACUGGUGUCCUAGCAACCCUUGUUGUCAUUGUCAUGUAUGUGUUUGCUAUGCCUUAUGCUAGAGCCCAUGCAUUUAAAGCGUUUUGGAAAACUCAUAAUUUAUACAUCAUCCUGUAUAUUUUGAUGAUCCUCCAUGGUUCAGGAAGACUUGUCCAGCCUCCAUUGUUCCAGUGGUACUUUAUUCCUCCAAUGAUUAUCUUUAUCAUAGACAAGUUGAUCAGCUUGAGUAGAAAUAACAUUGAAAUUACUGUUAAAAAGGCAGAGUUACUUCCCUCUGAUGUAACUGCCCUAAUUUUCAAGAGACCUGCCAACUUUGAAUACAAAUCUGGUCAGUGGGUGAGAAUUUCCUGUUUAAACCUUGGAUCUAAUGAGUACCAUCCCUUCACCCUAACAUCAGCUCCACAUGAAGAGAACCUGAGCUUACACAUCAGAGCAGUUGGACCAUGGACCACAAAUCUUAGAGCUGAAUAUGACGCUAACAACCUGGAAACUGGACAAGAAAUACCUAAGCUUUAUUUAGAUGGCCCCUAUGGAGAAGGUCACCAGGAUUGGUACAGAUACAAAGUGGCCAUAUUGGUUGGUGGUGGUAUAGGAGUGACACCAUUUGCUUCCAUUCUGAAGGACAUCGUUAACAAAUCAAAAAUUGAUGAAAUGAGAUUCCCUUGCAAAAAAGUAUAUUUUCUAUGGGUAACAAGAACACAGAAACAAUUUGAAUGGAUGACAGAUAUUAUAAGAGAAGUGGAACAGAAUGAUGCCAAUGGAUUUGUGGACACACAUAUAUUCAUUACACAGUUUCAACAGAAAUACGAUAUCAGGACCACCAUGCUGUACAUUUGUGAGAGACAUUUCCAGAAAGUGGCUGGCAGGAGUUUGUUCACUGGGUUGAGUGCUGUUACACAUUUUGGUAGACCUAAAAUGACAGAUAUACUGAGAAAUAUCAAGUUGGAACAUCAAAAUGUGAAUUUAUUUGGUGUAUUUAGCUGUGGGCCUGCUCCUCUAACCAGAGGUCUAGAUAGAGCAUGUGCUGAUAUGAAUAAAGUGGAAGGAGCUGUUUUCAAACAUCACUUUGAGAACUUUUAAUACAAUAACAUAUUAGUUGAAUCAUCUGAUAGAAUGAGUGGGUUUUUUUCUCUCUAUUUAACAGAACUAGGCAGAAGGAACUUAUGACUGUAUUUAAAGUUCAUUGUUAUACUCAAUAAACCUGUAUGUUGAAAUGUUUUUGACAAAUGAAGGUGUUUAAUGAUUUUCAUCACAGUUAAAUAUUUUUUGGGUGAUUUACACAUGAACACAUGGAUAUGAACAAAUUUUGCUACUACAUGUUAUAUAAAAAAAAAUAGUGUUCUUUUAUAAACUUAUAAAGUCUAGUAAAAGAUAUUUAAGUAUUCUAUUUUGGGGAAAUCUGGGAAUUUUUAUCUCAUCUAAGUCAUAAAUCAUAAAAUUAUGGUAAUAAUGCUAUUGCAAAAGAGUAAAAUUGUUUUUUCAUCAUUUUCAUUGCUAUAUUUUUUUCAAAUAUGUUUUGUAUUUCUGGACAUUUUUUUAAAUAUGGUGAGCUGACAGUUUAUUAACCUGCCAAUGGAAUUGGGUUCAGACAUUUUCAUUCUAACUUGUUCAGUUUAAACUGACUAAAGUAGUACUAAAAUCAAACUGAUUUAAUGUUUUUUGUUAAUUAAUGUACUCUAUAUAAUUUUGUAUAUUUUUUUUACAUAUCUUCAGUAUACUUUUUAUGCUUUAUAAUAUUCCAACUUUUGAUAUAUUUAAUUUCUUUUUUUUGUUAGAGAUUAUAAGUAAACUUUUAUAAAGAAAGCAAAUAAAAACAUACAUAAAUCCCACUGGCAUGUCACAGAGAGCCUUUCAAAAUGAAGAACAUCUUAAAGUCACAACAAUUUAUUUUAAAUCAAGGAAAAGUAUAAGGUAUAAUAAUGUCGCAAUCCUCCCUCCCGCUGAAUGGGACCAGAGUCGGAUUCAAAGGCUCCCCCGUUGUUGUUGGACAAGUUCAGUAAAUUAUAUAGGAAGCACUGAAGCAUGACUGGAGUUGGCCCUCUCGUAGGCAUUCAGUUGGCCGCCACUUAUAAAAAUUUCUGGAUCCGCCUCUGAGGACAAGCAAAAUAGUUCAAUACAUCCAUUAAAGAACAUUAUUUAAAUGUUCACAAGACAUUAGACUACAAAUCAGAAGUAUUUACGUUUUGAAUUGUGUCUUACAUGUUUCCAUAUGGGCUACACACAUUUAUUUACUGCAAAACUGCCAAAAUACCCUCAUUAUGUAGAUCUUGUUUUUAUUAACAUUUAGAUAUCACCCACAAUUAUAUUUUUAUUCAAGAUGUGUUUUAUAAAGAUGCUUUUGUGUGUAAAAUUUCUUUUUGGUUACAGGUAAUAGGCCUUCACUCAUGCAUGUAUUUGUUUCAACCCAAAACUACAUGCAAAAAUAAGCAUUUUAGGUCAUAUUUAACAAUGUCAUAUUGACAUCACAAGGAACCUUUCUGAUCUUAAUUAUCCAGUUGAUACCAAUUACCAAACAACAAACUUAACAUGAGCUAUAAUUUACCAGAAGAUCCAAAGCCUUAAUGAAUAAUUGUAUAAUUUUGGCAAUUUUAAGUAAUAAUAUCUUUUUAAAGAAAGUGUACAUUUAAUUGUCAUGUACCAAAAAUUACUGUUAGCUUCAUUUGGCAAGAAUUUUUACCGUUAUUCCUUGUGAAGGUACACCCCCAUUACGACCAUUUUAACAAUGUUAGUAGAUGUUUAUUGAAAGAAAAAUAAUCCAAAAAGAAAUAGUAAAUUAGUACUACUGAAAAGGGUAUGUCAUGUUUAUUGACUACACAAGUGUAGAAAAAAAAAUACAAUUGGUCAUUGAUUUUUUUUUAUUUUACAGUUUAAUAGUGUGGUUAAAUCAUCAACUGCAAUGUUGUAGCAUAUAUACAAUUUUAGAAAUAAAUUGUAGAAAGAUUUUAAUAAUUUUUGGAUUGCUCGAAACAAACUGUGCUAAAUGUGUAUAUGGAUUUUCAUGCAAAUCCCACAAAAUUCAUCUUUUGUACUGAUUUUAAUAGAUAUUCAGCCCUUUUAUUUACAAAUGGAUUGCUAAUGACUUAAUUUAAAGAUAAGAAAAUUGAGGCUUGCAGUGCAUAUACUCCUAAAUGUUACCUUAAAACAAAU
Messenger RNA from Mytilus trossulus (common blue mussel), 6956 nucleotides. RefSeq names its product dual oxidase 2-like. The coding region runs from base 102 to 4889 and encodes 1595 amino acids. Gene Ontology annotation, molecular function: heme binding; superoxide-generating NAD(P)H oxidase activity; calcium ion binding. The transcript has 31 exons. The record is from RefSeq and is a predicted model, not a curated record. Gene Ontology annotation, cellular component: plasma membrane; NADPH oxidase complex. Gene Ontology annotation, biological process: defense response; response to oxidative stress; superoxide anion generation. Lineage: Eukaryota; Metazoa; Mollusca; Bivalvia; Mytilida; Mytilidae.